AUGGCGGCGUCGACUCUUUUGACGGUAACCUCUUUUGACAGAUUUAGUUCACUUCUUGAAAGAAAGUAACGAAUCCUGAUCGGCUUAGGUUUACAAGGCACGAUACUGUGGUCUACCUGUGUCUGCCAGUUGAGUUAAGAUGACAUGCCACAAGGAAUAAUUGAAUCAAAACACAAGAAUGCCUAUUGAAAUGGAUAGUUUGCAAUAGAGAAUAAAUAGCACAGUGCUCAUUAUUUCUUACUUUAUUAGGGGCUUCUCUAUAACUGCUCAAUUUUAAAUCAACCCAUUUGAGAUCCAGCUGUAUUGGGUCAAGGGUGAAUGAUUGUGCUGUAAAUGGAGAAACCGAAACAAAAAGAACUUGUGAGCUUGAGUAGACCUUGUCAAGCAUGAGUGAUUCCGUGGCAAGGAUCUUGAAGGAGCGAGAACGCCGUCCAGGACAGGCGGAUGGCGAGGCAACGGGACGGUUCCUCUGGCGCAUCCUGCGUGAGUCGAUACGCAAGACGACCAAGGAGGUGGCCCGCGUCGACUCCAUGGAGAUUCACAUAGGACACGGCAUACAUCACUUGCGUAAAAUCAACCAUGUUAACCCUCUGCUUGAUGUCAUAUACAAUGCGGAAACACAGGAAUAUUUAACAAUUGACUGCCAUGGGAUUAACUUAUACCACAAAGAUGGCCGAGCCAAAGAUCAAAUUGAGCCGGAGGAACCAAUUGGGAAACUUAUGUACGCUCCUGAGGUGAAGAGAUAUGUCGGCUGGAACAAAGGGGAGGAAUAUCUGAAGAUGUUUACAGCAGAUUUUGACUUGAUUUCCGAGGCCAAGUCUCCGCAUCAGAUCUUCUGUGCAUUAUACAACGAGCAACAGAAUGAAAUAGUAACGGCUGGUCAAGCAUCCAUCAUGUCGUGGUGUUUCCGCUACGGUGCCAAGCAUCUCAUUCCUAAAAAGUCUAUCGACCCCAGUGGGCUGACAGCCGAGGACGUCUUCACGAUGAUAGCGCUGGAGAAGACGGCCAGUAGAGCUCAACGCUGUUUCGCCGUUCACGAUACGGGGGUGGCUGUCUUCAAUCUCUAUGAAGGGAAGCUACUCUCGUACAAGAAGAACCUUCACGUCAGGAACAUAACUAGCAUUUUGUUCUUCAACCCCCUGAAGCACCUGGUCACCGGGGCCAGAGACGGUUCCAUAAAGGUAUGGGAUGACGCCUGGCAUGUCCUCCUGGUCUUCGUGGGUCACUGUGCGGCGAUCACCGCCCUCUGCGCCUACCCCUACGGCCCUUAUAUCGUGUCUGCGUCGCAAGACUGUACGCUUCGUGUUUGGAGCCUGGAGACGUGCGACGAAGUGGAAAUGAUUGAAACUGACGAGCCAGUAGAGGGUCUCGGCACGAUCCUGCAGAAAGACAACAUUCAUUCAGUCUCGGCUAACACCGUGGAUCUGUGGCGUCUCAGACACAUCCACAACCUCUUCACAGCUGUCGGGAGCAAAGUGGCAAAAAUAAUGGUCACCGAUCAUCCAGACAUGCCAACUCGAGCAAUCUGUAUCUGCAAGGACAGCAGUGUACGGAUCGUCACUCCUGGGUCCGGUGAUGUACUGACUUCAUUCCUUGCUUCCUCCAAACAAGGCGUAUUAGAUGCUGCCUAUGCGGCUGCUGAUAAUGUUUUGUUUGUUGUCUGCAAAACCGGUGACAUCAUCAAAGCGGACACCUCCAAGAACCCCGCCAGGGUCAUGCGCGUCUGGAAACACGAGGGCCGCAACGAGAAGUCGUAUCUUAACACCAUCGCCCUGUAUGAGUACGUCAUCGAGCCAACGCAGACCUCGGACCUGCGCUGGAGCAAGACUAAGUCGAGAAAUCGUACUUUACUGAUCGGAGGCCGGAGAGAUGGGAAUGUUGCCGUGCUCCACUGGAACACGAUGGAAGUGGUCUUCCAGGCAGAUGCACAUGGAUUCAAGGGGGUACUUGGUCUUGUGGCCAACCCCAGGAAUGACCAGUUAAUCUCAACAGGUUUAGACAAUGUGAUCAAGGUGUGGCGUGUGUUCCCAUUUGCCGAGGAGUCCCUCGCCCCCUUGAUGUCCUUCUACUGCGCCCACACCCCUCUGCGCAUGACGGUCUUAAGGACAACGCUCUGCGUUGCGUUUCAAGAUGAGUCAUCAGCCACUUACAGUAUCGUCCAUUACAAUCUCAAGAACAAACAGCGCAACGAUCACAGCCCAAACGAGGACCACAUUGACACCAUCACUGGCUUGGCCUGCAAUCCACGCAUGGGAGUCUUUGGAUCAUCUAGCACUGACGGAACCAUCAAGAUCUGGGACGAAGACAAUAACCUCAUCAAGUCAAUCAAGCUGAAUGCAGAGGCACUGAGUCUCAACUUCUGUAGUCAGAAGGGCGACUUGUUGGUAGGAGUUGGGAAUCAUAUACAUAGAAUAGAUCAUAGCAGCUUUAUGCCGAGAUUGUACCUGAGGAAGAUGGUAUCCAUGGUGUUUCCCGAGGUACCAAUCGAGACGCCAAUACCCAUCGACGUUGACAAAGUACGAGCGUUAUCACCCAUGAGUAACAAGAGACUCAAAGCCGCUCACUCAUCAAAUUACAAAUUUGAUCAUUUUGUGGAUGUACUUACUGAGGAGGAGACGGAGGAACUAACUAGAGAGAAGAAACUUAAAGAAGCUGCGUUUACAUUAUUGGAUUCGAGAGAGGAAGAGCUGCGAAUGCUCCGUGACGGCGACUUCGACCAGAAACCCAAGAAGGCCGUCGUCUCUGCCGCCAAGAUCAAGAAGCAAGCCUUCAAGCAGUACUGGAACAUCGUCCACCUCGACACCGAUCAUCCCAAGAUCCCAGACCAGGAUGACUUCAAUCCCGAUGCGGGAGAUGAAGACGAGGAGUCCGAAGCUGCCUGGCGAGCUGAUCGAGAGCCUUCCGGAUUCUUCCCCCAUCCCUCGACGGUCCGCAGACCCAAACCUCCAGAACAACCAACAAUCUUUGAGACACAGCUGAAGGAGGAAGAUUACGAGGAUGGGAUCCGAGAGACGGUUGAGCAAGUUGAGGUCCCGCCGCCACCGUCAAAGCAGAAGCCGACACGGCUUCCCAUCAAUCCGUCCGGGUUUAUCCCAAACUCCGUCUUGAUCCGGUUGCUGUGGCCAUCAGAGGAGACUGAGAAGAUGAAGGAGCAGUACAAACCGCCAUCUCUGAGCGACGAUCAGCUGGCUCAGAUUGCCAAAAGGAGGCGGCCGAAGUCCAUGGACAGCCCAGAGCGGGUCAUUGUUUGGAGUGACGAGGAGGAGGAGUUGCCCAUACCAUCAAUAGGACCAACGCCGGAGAAGGAGAGGACACUGUCGCUGACCCCUGACCUGGAACAUGCGGACACCCCCAAGACAUCCCUCCUCGAUAAAUUCAACAUCGACAUUGCCCCCACCUCUCUUGACAUCGAUGAACAUGAGCCAACACCCACCCCACCGCGUACGCCCACCCCCGAGCCCAAACCGGAGACCCCCAAGGAAAAGCCUAAACCCCCUUCGAGACCUAAGGUGCAGAAGCUACCCAAGCCUGUAGUGAGGGAGGUCACGCCCAAGCUCAUCACACCCAGUCCUCCGCCUCCACCCACCCCAUCGCCGCCCAGGCCACCCACACCCUUGCCUUCGUUCAUCUCUCAAUUCAAAGGAGCAGCCUGGUUUGAGGAGUACUUUCCUAACACUUCAAAUAAGACGUUUCCCAAACCAUGGACAGCUACAGCCUUCGUGGCCAUGCUGCUCCGCCUCCUGAAGAUCUCCGACUACGCCAUGAAGACGCCCAUCCUAGAGGCCAUCAUCAUGCUAUAUCAGCAAGACUCGCUAGCUAACACCAAGGUGGUGGUCGACACGCUGAUGGGGGUACUCAACAAGAGCAACCCACCGACGUGUCAGGACCAGGAUGAAAAGAGCUUUAUCUUAAUGUCGCUGAGAGCUCUUCAAGCAAUGACUAAUCCUGACGCUGAAAUGAUUACAGAACUCAUCGUUCAGUUCCUGGAUGGCGACAAAGAUGUCAGAGAGUUGGUGCAUGACAUCUUCCUGUCGCUCGGCCUACAAGACAUGCAUAACUACUUCUUCAAGGAGCUGGAUGGAUGGGAUAUAUGGAACGUGGAUGAAGAGAAUCGAAAGAAAGAACUGAACGCCAUGGCCAGACGGUGGAUAGAAAAGUGGCUGGCACUCUUCAAGAGUCAUCUUAGGAAGACGAUUGAGCAACUGAAGAAAGGCAAAGUGGCUGGCAACAUCCAGCGACGUCAAACAUCGAGAGGAACUCCUCCAUCUGAGUCACCGAGCAAAGGAAAAGGGAUUCUGAAAACCAAGAGCGAUCAGGGCGAUGAUUCCAAGCCCACGUCGUCCAAGUCUGAAACUCGAUCCAAUUUCUCCCAAGGUAGAGAGAAUUCACCGGUUGUAGAAAGCUUUCUUCAGAACCAGCAGCUAACAGUGACCUUUGACAUGCCUCCCGAUCCAAGCAUGGUCGAGAAUGCAGUCCCGCUGGAGGCCAUUAACUACUUUGUGGAGAUGGAGUACGAGAAGUACAUGGAGAGGAUGCGACUGGCCGCCGCUAGAGAACAGGCCAGCAAGGAGGAACCUGAAGACAAGAAGAAUACGGUGCUGGUCCUCCCAAAAAUCAGAAGAGGAAGCUCGGAUGAAGGGGAUCUGGACAGCAGUUUUUUCCUUGACUCCAAGUUCAGCCUUUCUGGAGAGCACAAAACACCCAGCGAGCUUUGGGAUGAACUUCAGAGGAUGAAGAAGAAACGCCGCACACCAGAAAGAAUCAGGAAAAGUAAACCAAGCCUAGUCCGACUAGGUGAGACUCACACUAGCCAAUGCAGGCCCCACAGAGAAACAACACAAGUAGCUGAUCUGCGUCUUCCUCCAAUAGCCUCUGCCAGACGAUUCGACUUUGACGGCCUCUACAAUUCCACAACCAAGAUCGACUUCCCAAUGAAGACGCUGUAUAUGAACCCUUUCCCGAGCCCCAUCGACGUAUACGACCAGCUUCAUCAGCCUAUUCUCCUAACGCUUAAAUCUGCCCAGAAAUAUUUUGUGCCUGGACAGUCCGUCGUAAGAGAGGAGAACUUCAGGUGAUGUUGCUGGAUUAAACGCUUUGAGCCAUGAAAUUGGGCCCUGAACUGAAAGAUAAAAGCACUUCCUACUCAAUUUUGAUCAAUUGUGAGAGAUGCCCUUUUCUUGACAAACUCAAAUUUGUAAACAAGAUAUUACACAAAAAGUGUGAUCCUCAUUCCUGAUGAAGCUUUAAAAACAAUUAAAUUAUUUAUGUAUUAAUCAAUUUGUUAACCAUGGGAAAUUUCUGGGGAAUUACCGGUAGAAUUUUACCUGGAGGGUAAAAAAAAACCUGUGUGUUAUCUUCGCUAAAGCAAGUGUUUGUAUACAAAACAUUAUAUUUAUAUAUUUACAUGUAUACAAUUGAAAAUAAGAUGGAUGGAGUAUGGGUUUAACUUUCUCCGGGAUUAAUCCAAGUUGUUUUGUAGUGUAUAAAGGGUAUAUGAGAAGAGCCAUAAUAGUUGAAACAAAUAUUACAGAAUUAACACUUUAACCUAAACAAGAGGACUGUAAAUAGUUUUAUACCUUUUUUUUUUUUGGGGGGGGGAGGUAGGGGAUUUAACAAAAACAAAUUUAAGAGACGAACUGAGAAGUCUCCCACAUUCCAAAAAUAUACUCCAGGGUAGUAGAAUAUAAAGCAAGACAUUUAUCUAUUUAGAAGAAACCGCAAGGCCAAAUAUAUAUCUCAAAAUGAUUUGUUAUUCUGAAAGCCAACUGAUUUAAAAGAUUUGAAAUUUUGAAGUUUAAACCAUUUGUUAGUUUUCAUUGUUUCUGUGCUCAUGUGUUACCGUUUGUUUAUGCUUUAUUAAAUGAUAUUAAGCAGCAAACACAUUUAGAGACACAACAUAUGACAAUAAUCAAAUUAAUUAGUAGGACUUUAUUGCAACAAAUACUAUUAUUAUUUGAACACCAUUUAUAUCAUUGCACUGGUGCAAAAAAUGUAUCUCAAUUUCUUUAAAACAUUGUGUCUUGCACAAAAUUGUGCAGUGCAAACAAAUAUUGAUCAAUUCAUCUGGGCCAUUCUUUCUGAACAAAACAAAAAUUAAAAGUUCAUAGAUUUACAAAUAACUUACAGGGUUUACAGAAGGUAAUCGUGAA
Asterias rubens (European starfish) is the source of this 6149-nucleotide messenger RNA. Its product is annotated as WD repeat-containing protein 97-like. The transcript has 35 exons. The record is from RefSeq and is a predicted model, not a curated record. Bases 387 to 5075 code for a protein of 1562 amino acids. NCBI's taxonomy places the organism in Eukaryota, Metazoa, Echinodermata, Asteroidea, Forcipulatida, Asteriidae. Gene Ontology annotation, molecular function: protein binding.